Phytophthora sojae is the source of this 1176-nucleotide messenger RNA. RefSeq lists its product as hypothetical. The transcript is spliced from 2 exons. The coding region runs from base 1 to 1176 and encodes 391 amino acids. Lineage: Eukaryota; Oomycota; Peronosporomycetes; Peronosporales; Peronosporaceae. The record is from RefSeq and is a predicted model, not a curated record.
AUGCAACCAGUCACUGCGUCUCCCGCUCGGCCACGUAUCGGGUACCGAUCCCAGACACAACCGGAAUACCAAGAAGAUCUCCAUGACCUAUCCGAUGACCUCGGCUAUGAUGGAGGUGGCAGAACCGGAGGCCGUGUCGCAGCUGUGUCCACGGCGACUAGGUUGCGAGCAUCGGCUGUGUCCGAACUGAAGGACUUCAGCGGCAAGGAACAUGACGAAGAAGCCGCCCGAGCCUGGUUGAACAAGGUUAGAACGGCCUUCGGACGGGAUCAGAUGCAGCCAGACGAGAUGUGCUUGACAUUUGCCGAUUUGAUGAUAGGCCCUGCGCGCAAUUGGUAUUACCAGCUGAGCCGCACCGCUCGCGCGUCGUGGACUAACCUGGGUGAACAGUUCCAGAUCCACUUUUGCGGUAAAGGGAUCUCCCUCGCGCGCAAGUACUACCACAUGCGGCGCGGGAGUCAGGAAGACCCACUGGAUUACUUAUACCGGCUGAAUCUGGCCGGGAUACGUGCAAACUUGAAGAUCCAUGAUGGCACCAAGGAACAACGACGUGAACACGUCGACCACUACAUCGAUACAGUCCAAGAUGGCGAUCUCACCGGAUCUCUGGUAGUGUUGAGGCUGCCUGACUCAGAAGCUCUCGAAGGCGUCCUGUUGGCCAUGCGACGCCGCCACCAACGUCGCAAGAUUGAGACCCAAGGUUCGAAAUACCGCCAAAAGGCUCCCGCCCCUGCAGCCUCCUCGAGGGCGGUGCGGGUUGUGACUACCGGUCGCGGACGCCGCGGAGAUCACGGAGAUCUCAACGAUUCCGAUAGCGAAUCUGAAGACGAAAGAGCGCACGUGUUUUCGGCAGCUAGGACGCCUACACCAGGAGAUGGUGAACAGCCAGGGGCGCGCCAAGACCAACUGGGGCGCCCGAAGUACGGCACUCGAUGCUCACACUGCGGAUCUCGCAAGCAUACAGAUCUCGGGUGCUGGAAGAGGCUCACGUGCCAGAAGUGUGGACGCAUGGGCCAUCCUACCGACAAGUGCUUCUACGUCUGCAAGUGCUGUGGAGACGUUCACGAAGUAGGUCAGUGUAAAAUCGGCGACUUCUUCGAUGCUGUUCGCCAAUGGUACAACCCGACUGGCCAUGCCGGACUGCUGCCCGAGAGCGUCGAGAAGGCGUUAAACUAG